GGUGUACCCCAGGCACCGCUGCCUGCAGCCACCCCGCUCCCUGCCCGCAGGGUGCCUGCCUGCACUGAAGACACGGGACGAGGGCACCAUCUCCAAAACGCAGCAGAUCAUAACUCACCUCAGGAAACAGAUCCACACCUUCUGGGUGGAUGCAAAGAACUACGUGGAGCACACACGGAAGUGGUACGCGGAAACCGUCCCCUUUCCCCUGAACUUCUUCCUGCCCAACUGCAUGCACAAGCAGCACGUGGAGCGGCUGCAGCUUAUGUGGGGAGAUGGCUACAUGGAGGAUGAGGAGAAGCUGGAGAAGGAGCUCUACCGGGAUGCUCGGGAAUGCCUGACACUCCUGUCCCAACGCCUUGGCUCCCAGAAGUUUUUCUUCGGAGACUC
Messenger RNA from Phaethon lepturus (White-tailed tropicbird), 390 nucleotides. Its product is annotated as metaxin-1-like. The annotation marks the transcript as partial. The transcript is spliced from 3 exons. Gene Ontology annotation, biological process: mitochondrion organization. Gene Ontology annotation, cellular component: SAM complex. NCBI's taxonomy places the organism in Eukaryota, Metazoa, Chordata, Aves, Phaethontiformes, Phaethontidae. The record is from RefSeq and is a predicted model, not a curated record.